Wyeomyia smithii (pitcher-plant mosquito) is the source of this 1377-nucleotide messenger RNA. Its product is annotated as ubiquinol-cytochrome-c reductase complex assembly factor 1-like. Gene Ontology annotation, biological process: mitochondrial respiratory chain complex III assembly. NCBI's taxonomy places the organism in Eukaryota, Metazoa, Arthropoda, Insecta, Diptera, Culicidae. Gene Ontology annotation, cellular component: mitochondrion. The record is from RefSeq and is a predicted model, not a curated record. The coding region runs from base 785 to 1348 and encodes 187 amino acids. The transcript has 3 exons.
CAAUUGUAAUUACCUCAUUCAAACCGCGACAAAUCGUUUGAGGCAUAUUCACUCGCCAUAUACAGAUGCUUCCGGAUUUUUUUUCUCAUUAAAAGCGUACUGCUGUAUUCCGGUAUCCAUGACUUCGCUAUGCUGAUGCUAUUCCACCAAAAUGUUUAAAUUCCUUCGGAUGGUUCGUUAGACUGGGGCUUUUUAUCGUUUUUAACCGAAAACGUUUUCAUAACUACUGCGAAUGGUAAUUUUGGUUUGAAUGAACAAAAAGUUCGAUUCUUCGGUUUGAAACAGUUUUUCAACGGUUUUCGUCGUAAUUUCUUCCAUGCAGCAAACAAACUUAUUUCGAUAGCGGAAAACUUUGAAUAGAAUAUGUCACCGAUUUUCAUGGGUUGCUUUGGUGUCUUCAUCUUUUUUACGACUCUAUGGAAAGAAUCAUACAGUCAAAAAUUUGUUCAUCUGGCAGCUCUGCGGCAAUGAAAUCCGCUCCGCUGUAAAAAUAUAUAGAUUGUUUGUUUUGAGCUCUUAGGUUUUGAGAACUAAAAUCUAGCGUAAAAUGCAUUGAUAGUUUCUCAAAGCCGUAACUCCCGGAAAUUUCAAUCAAUUCAGAAAUAAAACGCAGCAGAAUUAUGCACAUUAACAACAUGACACAUCCGAACGGUGAAAAUAACCAAAACUCAAAUCUCUACAUGCGCCUACAACAGUCCCAGACCGUACGUGCCAACAUGGAACUAAUCAAACCUCCGUAAGUGCUGAGACAGAGGGAGGAUUUUUGAAGCGCUUCAUCAAAAAAAUGGGCUGGCUGGACAACUCUAAAGUCCGUCUGCGGAUGUCGAGCUGCUAUCUGUACGAAUCGGUAGCCGAUUGCGUUAACUACAACGAAUUCUUCACGUACUUCAAUAUGUCUAAUUCCUUCAACACCUGGUUCCUGAUAACCGAGCUGCAUGUGUGGAUGCUGCUGGUACGUGCCAUGGCCGAAGGACCGGAGAAGGAUGCUGCUGGUCGGUUCAUGCGUAACUGCAUAGUAGAAACAAUGUGGAAUGAUGUGACAACCCGGGCGAAGCAGCUAGCGGCUGAUAACCCGUCGGCUGUACGGCCACAAAUUCAACUUCUUUCAGAGCAAUUUCAGGCCACGCUGAUGGCUUACGACGAGGGCAUCAGCAGCGAUGACAAGGUGCUGUCGGGUGCCCUGUGGCGGAGGUUCUUCUCCAGUAGAUGCGAAGACUACGAGCAUCUGGAGCUACUAGUUAAGUACGUGAGGAGACAGAUGGAAAUGCUGGAUAAGACAGACCGUUACAAUUUUGCAAUCAAACCAACAGUGAAGUGGCUGCCGUUGAUUGAAAAACCCGGAUUGUAGAGGCUGUAAAUAUAAACGCUGGAGUGAAA